This is a messenger RNA of Symbiodinium natans, 2298 nucleotides long. Lineage: Eukaryota; Dinophyceae; Suessiales; Symbiodiniaceae. The record is from the annotation of a GenBank genome assembly.
AUGGCCUCGUUGACCGCAGGCAACCGGACCAAACGAGCAGCAGCCCAAAGGCUUGUACCUGAAUUCAAGGCCCAAUUCAAAUCCAGGACAACGAAUUUACUGGCCAGCAAGGGAUGGCACCCAGCGACAGCUCUCUGCCGACGACCGCAGUGGCUGCCCGCAUCUCAGGAGGUUUUGAUCAGCCCCCUGUCGGAGGACCACGAGGUCUACGUAUCUGUUCCCUGGACAUGCCCGGAGUUCUGUGCACAGGCGCGCAAGGUAGGCCACCCGAGUCACCUUGACUUGGGGCUCUCUGACCCUCUCAAGCGUACCAUCGAGCAAGUGGGUGCGGAGUCCCCCAGUUGCGUGAUGCAGAUUAGGGUACAGCAGUGCAAGAGGUGGGCGCAGCGGGCUCAGGCAUUGGAGGCCCAAGAAAGAGUAGCUAAACAGGCUCUACCUCAGCAUAUCCGGGACUCACUCCGGAGCAAACGCAUCCUUCUCUUUCAGGAGAUGUUGAGUGCGUCAGCAUAUCCGGACAAAGCUAUCGGAGAGGACAUCCUCAAAGGUUUCCCCUUGACAGGGAGCCUCCCUCUACCGGAAGGUUGGGAACCGGACGUUCGCCCAGCACUCAUGACGGAUGCGGAUCUGAGUGCACUCCACUGCGACAACAAUGACAAGAUCAUACAAGAAGUUGCCCAAAAUAGCAGAUUUGUUCAAGAACUCUGGGAUAAGUCCAUUCAGGAGAGGGACAAGGGGUGGUCACAAGGUCCGUACCGUUUGGCCGACCUGCCUGAAGACGCGCUGAUCAGCAAGAGGUUUGGUAUCCAACAAGGCCACAAACUUAGGCCUAUCGACGACCUGAGCCAGAGCCUUAUCAACAUGGCUUUUGAAUCGCACGGGAAAGUUCAUGUGCAUGAUGCAGAUGUCAUCACAGCAGCCCUGCUGAUGUUUCGCCGACUGCACAAGGGCAAGGUUUUUGGCAAAACGCUGGAUCUCAAGGCGGCCUACCGCCAACUACCUCUGGAAGAGCGGGCGCUUGACAAGGCCUUUAUCGCAGUCAAGUGCCCGGAAACAGGAGAAGUAGUGUUUUUCAGGCUUUUAUGCUUGCCUUUCGGUGCUACGGCAGCUGUGCACUCGUUUAUCCGAGUUUCCCUUGCCCUGUGCCACAUCGGGAACGUCCUAUUUCGACUACCCAUGACCGCCUAUUAUGACGAUUUUACUCUUUUCAGCAGCGAGGAGCUUCGUAACUCUACCUCGACAACCGUCGACAUCAUGUUUUCCUUGUUAGGUUUCGAUUUCGAUCGAGACGGUGAUAAGGCGCAGGACCUUCGCACGACUUUCAGAGCAUUGGGAGUGCAAUUCUCAUGCCUGGAGGAUGAGGAUCGGACUGUUCUUGUUUCCAACACAGAAGAAAGACUUCAAGAUGCAGUGGAAAGGAUCCAGGAAAUCAUCGAGUCGGAUUCACUCACCCCCAAAUUGUGGGCGAAAAUGCACGGUCGUUUGGGUUUCAUGAGCGGGCAGAUCGCCGGCAGACUGCCACGAGCACUGUUGCGAGCAGUGACCGUGGCCGUCUCAGCUGCAGGGACGGAACGCGGGGAAGUAGCCACGGCCCUACAGAGAGUCUUGGAGUUCUUGAAGGGUGCGCAACCCAGACGGCUAAGACCAGCGCUACGAGAUGUCAUCUUUGUUUACACUGAUGCGUCCCAGGAGGGAGUAGACAAUCUUGACAUGGGACUUGGAGCAGUGGUUCAAGAUCACGAAGGAACCAUCUUGGGGUGGUUUGGACUUAUGCUUCCCCGUGACGUAGCCGAGGAUGUCUUACGUGACGGGAAUAAGUGCAUCAAUGAGUUAGAGAGCCUAACUGUGGCAUUGACUGUUCGUCUCUGCGCGGCCAUACUGCUACAGCGGCAUGUGGUAUUCUAUCUCGAUAAUGAGGCAGCCAGAGUGGCAUUGCUUCGGAUGCAAAGUGAGAAUGCCAUGCUUGAUGCAGUGGCCAAGAUCUCAGCUGUCCACGAGGCCGAGCUCUCCUGUAUUCCAUGGUAUGCACGUGUACCGUCGCGCAGCAACAUAGCUGACAUAGCUGACGCGCCAGCAUCUUCGUCUCAUCAUCCUCAACCCAGUUGGCCCAAAACAGGGAUACUGCAAGGAUUAGGCUCAAGAUGGCCAACAGCCCGCGCAGCCCGCGCAGACAUCCAAGGGCACGGGUCCGGCCCAAUGGUGAGAGGCGAAGGACACGCAAUGAGCUGGCUCGACGUCGAGAACAACGUGGACACAGAGAUACCACUGAAGCUGGUGCAGGUAGCCGAGGGAGCCGAUUAG